CGCUACUCGCAAGACGUGGUGCAGAGCACGAUAACCAGAGAGCAGACGCAGCAAAUGAUGGACGAUUUUGUCGACAGGCAAUGGGUAGAGAUCAACAGCAACAACCGCGAGGAGUUUUUAAUUCCAGCGGCCGGGCGUGAGACCACGUGUGCGCGCGCCGACGCGAAGGAAACGAACCGCGGGAUGCAAAUUCAACUGGACAUCGUGCACAAUGAUAGGAACGCGUUGGAGCGGUCUACUAAUACCCGUAGCACAACAGCUGCGGGUGCCGACACAAAGCCGGUCAAUAGCGUGCUGUAUGCAGGGCUUGAAGAGCGCGUUGAGAACAUUCGUGACCAUAUGAAUGUCAGAUUUGUGCCAGAGUCGGCUGGCAUCCAUAGGCGAGUGUGUGCUCUGGAGGACCGGAUUAUGAUGCUGGAAAGGGAGUUUCCGCCAUGGGCGGCUGAGAACUUCAACCAGCCCGGAAGGAGACAUACGCAACCGCCGCCAGUGACU
Messenger RNA from Kickxella alabastrina, 495 nucleotides. RefSeq lists its product as uncharacterized. The record is from RefSeq and is a predicted model, not a curated record. The annotation marks the transcript as partial. Lineage: Eukaryota; Fungi; Kickxellomycota; Kickxellomycetes; Kickxellales; Kickxellaceae. The transcript has a single exon.